AUAAUAAUAGCAGCUGAUCGGCUCUCCAGCCCCGCUGAUCGAUCGGCUCUGAUCGAUCACCGAAGCCGCCUGCGCAGCUCCGCUCCCCGCCCUCCUCUUCAUCACAUCCCGUUGUCUCACUGGAGGAUGACUCGGUUGGAGGCUAGCGGCUAACCGGGCGGGUUUCUCAUGCCCCUUGUUGUUCCGUGGGUCCCGUGGAGCCGUCCCCGUCCCAACCCGGUCCGGACCGCAGGUUGCGCCGCCCGGAGCGGCCCGGAGCUCGGCGCGGAGAUGCAGCAGCUGUUAUGUAAGAGCGGAGCCGCUAACGUUAGCCCGCCGCCAUGAAUGACGCGCAGCAAGAAAUGUCUCCGGACUUCGUCCUGAUGCGGCUCGUCUCCGCCGCGGAGUACGACCGGCUGGACGAGCCCGACGACCUGAUCCGGUCCGGAGGCGGCGGGUUCGGACCGGUGAAAGCCGCGCUGGGACACCGCGGAGGCGGGUUUGAUGUGGAGUCCGGCGGCCCCUCGGCAGGCCUCGGAUCCGCAUCCCCGCACUACAGUUCGCCGCUCCCCGGGAAGGGAGAGCUGGAUGUCGGUCUGGGGUUGUCGCAGGGCCCGCCGAGCUCCGAGGCGCCGCUGUCCCCGCCGCCUGAGGACUUUGCCGCAGCGGCGCAGCGGUUCGUGGACGGUUCGGGCGGACACGGAUCCAGGGCACAGCUGAUGGUGUUACAGAACCUGCUGCGGUCCGGAUUGGAGCAGCCGCCGCCAGCUGCAUUCCUGCAGGAGGAACCGGAGAGACAGAAGCUGGAGCCGGGUCCAGGUUCGGGUUCUGCUAGCACAGCUGGUUCCCGACCUGGAGGCGGGAAGGAGCAGAACUCUGGCUGUGUCCCAUCCCCGGAGGAGAACCUGCAGUGGCACCCCGUGGUCAGAUUAUCCAAAGGGUCCGACGGGCCUCAGAACCCCCCGCCGGUCCCUGCCCUGGAUCCGGAGUCCAUCCCCAUCUUGUGCCACCGACACCGGCUGGCCAAGUGGCCCCCGGGUCUGCUGGACCAGGCCCUGCGCCUGGGCCUGCUGGAGCUCAGGAGAACCUGCCCGUCUGGGGCUGAAGAUCCGGUUCUGGUGCUGGCCCAGAAGCUGGGUCAGCUGGGCGAGGGCAGGGAGGGAGCGGGCGGGGGAGACGGGGUGCCGCCGCCCCCUCGCUGCUCCUGUCACGGCAUCCUGGCGGCGGGUCCGGUUGCCCCCGGAGACGACCCCAGCGACACCAGCGACGCUCUGCUGGUUCUGGAAGGCCUGGGGUCCGAUCAGGUCGGAGAGCUGGCACAGGGGGGGCGCCGAGACGGCGAGGAGGAGGCUGGGGGGGGCGACGUCGGGGGGCCGGCGGGGGGAGCCGGAACCGUGUUUGGCGGCGGGACGCUGAGCGGCCUGAUGCGACAGGUCCACCGACUGGCCGAGGAGGCGGGCGUCUGCACCGAGCCCACGUGCCGUGCUGCCGCCGCCGCCCCCCCUGCGGCGCCACAGGGCCCCCCGGCCGCCGGUGCCGCUCCCCCUGACCCGUGCCCGUGCCCGCAGCACCGGUCCCGGUCCCAGCCGCAAAGCCGCGCCGCCACCCCGAAGCUCGGAGUGGCGGCGGGCGGCUCCGGGCGCGCUGCCUCCCCGAUGACGGUCCUGGAGGGGGGGGGCGACAGGACGCCGCGGAGGAAGUCGAGGAAGGGGGGGUCCCUGAAGGUCCGGCUCAGCAAGCUGUUCAGAACCAAGAGCUCCAGCGGCGGGUCGGCCGGCCUGCUGGACAAGCGGCCGUCGCUGGCGUCCUCCACCUCGUCGGGGGGGAGCCUGCUGGACGUGUGGGGGUCCACCUGCAGCAGCACCGACCAGGACAGGCUGCAGGUCUCCAGGCCUCACAGUGCCUUCGCCCCGCUGCCGUUCACUCCUGCUUUCACCGGUGAGACGGUCUCUCUGGUCGAUGUGGACAUUUCCCGCAGGGGGGGGGGCGCUCAGCACCCCCCCACGCCGCCCCCCCCUCCCAGGCGGAGCCUCAGCCUGCUCGAUGAUUUCGGGGGUCCUCCGCAGCUCCAGGGGCCGUUCACGGAGCGCAGCGCGGGGGCCUCCAUGCAGUCUCUGCCCCCCCGGCCGCUGGCGCUGCACCCGACCCUGAGCACCAUCCAGCACAGCCUGAGCCUCAACGACACGUUUCUGCGGGCUUUGCCCCGCCCGGUACCGCUGCGACCCGACGGCCAGAACCCGCCGCCCCGGCUCGCCCCCCGCUGCCCCCUCAGCCGGCCCGACGCCGGCAGCUUCGCCACCAGCCUGAGGGAGCUGGAGAAGUGCGGCUGGUACUGGGGUCCGAUGAACUGGGAAGACGCAGAGAUGAAGCUGAAAGGGAAACCGGACGGAUCGUUUCUGGUGCGGGACAGUUCGGAUCCUCGCUACAUCCUGAGUCUGAGCUUCCGGUCGCAGGGAGUCACACACCACACACGCAUGGAGCACUACAGAGGAACCUUCAGUCUGUGGUGCCACCCCAAGUUCGAGGACCGCUGCCACUCCGUGGUGGAGUUCAUCGAGAGAGCCAUCAUGCACUCCAAGAACGGAAAGUUCCUCUACUUCCUGCGCUCCAGAGUCCCAGGUCUGCCUCCCACUCCGGUCCAGCUCCUGUAUCCGGUCUCCAGGUUCAGCAGCGUCAAGUCUCUGCAGCAUCUGUGUCGCUUCUGCAUCAGGCAGCUGGUUCGCAUCGACCACAUCCAGGAGCUGCCACUACCUACGCCGCUCAUCGCCUACCUGAGGAAGUUCUACUACUACGACCCGGAGGAGGAGAUCAACGCCGCGCUGCCGGACGGGAAGGAGGCCAGGGAGCCCAGCAGCCAGCCAGGGGUCCGGUCCCAAACGUAGCACCGGAACCGGGCCAGACCGGGACGCACCUGGAGCCCACCCGCAGGUCUUUUCUUUCUCUGCUCUCUGGACUCGACCACUGAAGGACGUUCAAACACUCAAACUGGACUCUGACUGCAGCCAAUGGGCUCCCUCCGCUCAGUCUCGUAUCCGGGCGGGUUUCAGAUGAUCCCGCCUCCUCUGAUUGGCUCGCAGGGAGUUGCCAGGCGAGGGACGGGGGAUGAGGAGACUCCGCCUCCUUUUUGAUGUCAUCACUGAUCAGCUGGACUGAAGCGAGCGUGACGUCGCUGUCAGGAAGGAGAGGAAGUGUCAGUCGCCUCCAGGAUUCCAAACAAAUGCUGCGGAGCUCGGCGUCCGGAACCGGGGAGGGUUCUGUUGGUUCUACACGGAUCAUAUGUUUACUUCCCUUUCUGCUGGAGCCUCAGCAGGGGGCGCUGUUCAGUGGUACCAUAUGUUGAUCAGCUGCUCUGAUAAUCAGCCAAUCAUCAUUCAACUUUUAAAUCAGAUAUUCUGAAUCUUUAAUUACAUAUGUAAUUUUCAGACUUUUCUGCUUCUAAAAGAAAUUUAAGGAUAUUUUUCUGAAUCACUGAACUGCAGCUUUAAACUCAAGGACCUGAUGAUGCAGGGCAGAUAUUUACUUCUUAACCUGAAGUUUAGUUUAUUUCUGCUAUUAAAUUGGAUGGUUCUGAGAACCGGAACCGGAUUAAAUCAUCUAAAAGUGGGCGGGGCUUAAAAGAGGAAGACGACCCUGAGGAAGGAUCUCAAAACCGAAACAUGAGAAAGAAGAUUUGGGUUUAAACCUGCAGCUCAUGUCUGACCUGCUGUUUGUCUCUAUGCUGGAUUAUCGAUGUUAAUGAAACCAUCAUCAUGAUGCUUUUUCUCUGACUCGUCCUGCUGCUGCUGCGUUUGGUUCAGGUACGACUGCAGGUGUGAAGGGGGCGGAGCCUCUGAAGGUGUGAUGAUGACGAUGAAACUGAUUGGUGUAAAAGUUUCUGGUUCCAGGAACCAAACCCAGGAGGAGAACCUGUUCAGAACUUCCAGUUUGUUUCCUCUUCAGCCGAUUCGUUGCUUUUUCAGCACUUUGAUUUUGGAAAAUUUUCAAAUUUAAAAUGUAAUUUAAAUUUUAAAUGCCUAGCUAUUCAUAUUUUUGAAAGCAUUAGCUAAAAUAAAAAAUUAAACUUUUAUUUCACCAGGCAAAACACAAUGAACAAUUUGUAAUGUGCAAUGUCAGCCUGAAAUUAAUAAAGGUACAAAAUAUGUUCUAGAUAUGAAAUUAAAGAGGGAAGCAUUUUUUUACAUGUAGAUUUACUUUAAUUUAAUCAGUUUUAAAUAAACACUCCUAUUUUUAGGUGUUAUUGGAUUUAAUUUCCUGUCACUAUUUCUCUCUAAUUCUACUUAAUUUCUUGAGAUUAUUGAUUACAGUUUUCUGUACCGGGUGAACAGAACCAACCCGGUUCUGGUUCCUCCAUGUAGCGCCUUUUGUUAACAGAGUACCCAUGGAUAAUGUCAGAACCUUUUUUAAAUUCAAUUCUCCGCGGUUGUUUGGGAGAUUAAUCCGACCUGUUUGGACUCAUUCCUGGUUCUGCGACAGAUGGACGAUGUUCUCCAGAACUUUUCCAUCUGUGGUUUUCAUUUUUUUUGGAGAUGUUUGGAACUUUACUCGCUGUCGGGAAUAACAUCCAGAUCCUGGAGGCGACAGUCGCGCCGCGACGGCAACAUUACCAAAAAACUUAGAGCAGGGUUACCAUGACGACCACUCAGCUACAACCAUGUCAACAUCCUACUGUUUCGCUCUCUGGGAGGACGGAUUCAGACACUGGGAACUCUGGGAAAACUGGAGGCGGGACCCAGACGUCCUGCUUGGACACUUCCAUGAUGUCAAACAGUUGUAAAUGUUGACUGAAGACAUGUUGUUGUUGGUGUGGAGGAGCAGUAAUGUGUCGUUGUUGUGCCGUCACCUGUUAAUAAAACACGGUGGGACUGAAAGAGACAAAACCUUUCAUUUUUAGUUUAGUGGUCACAAAAUACAAAGUUUAAUAGAAAUGCAAACAGAAUUUAACUGAAACACUUUUAAUGAACAAACUGCUGUAGUAUCAAAAUAAUCCUCCCUGCAGGUCAGAGGUCAGCCCUGCCUGAAACAGAUCUGUUCUACAAAUAUUACAGCUCAUGACAAAAGAAGGUAAAGUUACCCUUAAGAAAUAUCUUUAAAUUCUUUAAGCUCUGUAUAAUUAUAUAUAAUUAAUCUAAUAUAUAAUAUAAUCUAUAUAAUUAUAGAUUUCAGUUUCAUUUACAGAUUUAAUAUAAAGACAUUUUCAUAACAUAAUUUUAAGGAUAAGCUUCCAAAUAACUCUAUUUAACACUACUACAGAUUAAGAUGAACUUUAGGAUGAAUCAACUAUAAUAGCAAUCGAUGCAAAAUAUCAACACAAGGACAUUUCAACACACACACACACACACACACACACA
Molecule: messenger RNA, 5327 nt
Organism: Xiphophorus maculatus (southern platyfish)
Lineage: Eukaryota; Metazoa; Chordata; Actinopteri; Cyprinodontiformes; Poeciliidae
Product: suppressor of cytokine signaling 7-like
Exons: 10
Coding region: 321-2861 (846 amino acids)
Biological process (GO): phosphatidylinositol phosphate biosynthetic process; intracellular signal transduction
Cellular component (GO): phosphatidylinositol 3-kinase complex
Molecular function (GO): 1-phosphatidylinositol-3-kinase regulator activity
Source: RefSeq, a predicted model, not a curated record